Micropterus dolomieu (smallmouth bass) is the source of this 1491-nucleotide messenger RNA. It is a transcript of the gene rprml, whose product is annotated as reprimo-like. The transcript has a single exon. The record is from RefSeq and is a predicted model, not a curated record. NCBI's taxonomy places the organism in Eukaryota, Metazoa, Chordata, Actinopteri, Centrarchiformes, Centrarchidae. The coding region runs from base 429 to 764 and encodes 111 amino acids.
CUUUAAAACGCACCAGAGACUUGGCACAAAAGAAGCAUUCGCAGGCGAGCACGGGCGCAAAGGGACUGUCUCUUAUUAAAGGGAAAAACGUUUUGCACCUUGCGCGUUGUCUAAGACACUGAAGGUCAGAAAAGCGUGUACUCUGAGUUGAAGAAACUUACUUUUGGCUGCACCUGGUGCGACGCCGUUUGACUGGAGCUAAAGUCCAGCGAUGUGGAUGUGGUUAUUACGCACUGACGCUGUGGCAAAACUCGAUGUUUCCCUGUAGAACUGGACUUUAAAAAGCGUUGUUUUUGGUUUUCUUCCGCUUAUUUUUGUCUGAACAGUCACAUGACGCAAACUGUUGCUUGGAGUCCAGGUUCUGUGGUGAGACUGUGUAUCUGUCAAGUGGAGUCGCGCGUCACUUUGCUGAUAAACCGCAAGGAAACAUGAACGUCUCCUUCUUCGACGUGACCCAGGGCGCGCUGUUUAACGGGAGUCAGACCCUCGCUGGGACUCUGGCGACAUACGCUGGCAAUGACACCGACAACGUGGUGACCGGCGACGGCGGAGGGUCCCUGGUGCUGGUGCAAGACGAGCGCAAACUCUUCGUCAUGCGUGUGGUGCAAAUCGCGGUGCUGUGCGUGUUGUCGCUCACCGUCGUGUUCGGUAUAUUUUUCCUCGGGUGCAACCUAAUGAUCAAAUCGGAGAGCAUGAUUAAUUUCCUGGUGAAGGAACGGAGACCCUCCAAAGACGUGGAGACGGUCAUGAUUGGGCUCAGCUAGAGCAUGGAAAGUAGGUGCUGUGAAAAACUGGGGCGGAGAUCCGGUAUGAGGAUCUGAUGCCCGUUUCCUACAGCAGGUCAAAAUCUGCAUCUGCAUGUACUUCUUAAAGACGCCCUGUCUGUGUCAUAGUGAGGAAAGAUAUGCAAAAACGUCAUAUUUCCUUCUGAAAAAAAAAACGACUACAGGAAAGUAGUUCAGUGACCAAUGUUUGUGCGUAAAGUUUAUGCGUAAAACACGGGCAAUUGUUUACACAUGGGCAGAUAUCUUGAAUCUUAUGAGUGAAUUAAAUGUUGCCAACUUGAACAAAGUGACGAAAAUGUUUACAAGCUGUUACCUCAUUUUUUUGGUUUUGUUGUUUUAUUUUUGUAAAUUUAAAAUGGUUGUUAGUGAAUGUUUUUAAAACUGUCAAAGAGCAUGAUUGUGAAUUCUUAUAGUCACACGUCUGCCGGUGUACUGGACAUGUUGGAUAUGUGGUAUUCUCUACACAAAGUAUUUUUCUUGGUCUCGUUUGGUAAUUACACUAUAAAUGAAAUCUUGCACGAUUUUCAACAAACUCCUUCAUAGCUUUAUGGGGUGAUUCUGGACAUGUUUGGCAUGCUCGCUAAUUGAUCUGUUAAGUGAUUUUUGGACCAGUUUUGCACUUUUGAAAUCACUGAUGCUGCAUGAAUUAUUUUGUACCAAAAAACUUGAAAUUGCAGCAUGAAAUUAAAACAUUGAAAUGACCAUA